AUGAAGCAGAGGGUCGCCAAGAAGGGAGGGCGAGGCAAGGCCUCGACUUCCACCAAAAAAAAUGACUAUCGCAACAAAAAAAGCCGCAACGUCAAGGCUCAGUCUCACCAUGACGAUGAUGACCUGUCUGACGUCGAGGCGGAGUACCUCGAGGACAUCCCCGAGGCUAUCGCAAAGCAGAUCCACCAGCUGGCCAAUGAGAACGACCGCGAGUCUCGCAAGGUGGCAUUGGCCAACGACGCUGAAUUCCUGGAGCAGGAUGCGCUUAUUUCCGACACACUAAAGGAUAUCUCCGGUUUCAUGCCGGAGAAGGAUGUGCCCAACAGCAGCGUCGAGAUCGGGCAGCUCAGCAAGGUCCUGUUCAAGUCUGCCUCCCAAGAGGAUGAGCAACUGAGCAAGAUCAGAGAGCUGUACACGUCAAUUGGCGUGUACCUCUCCAAAUUCAAGAGUGGUAACUUGCCCAAGGCCUUCAAGGUGCUCCCCAAUUUUGAGAACUGGGAAGAGCUCGUGGGUCUCACGUGCCCGGAGAACUGGACGCCCAACGCCAUGUACCUGGUCACACACAUAUUCGCCUCUAAUAUGACCGACUCCAAGGUUGAGAUAUUCUACAACAAAAUCCUGUUGCCCACGAUACGGAAGGAUAUCCGCAACGGGAAAAAGUUGAAUUACCAUCUCUAUAUGGCUCUAAAAAAGGCCGUCUUCAAGCCGGUGGCGUGGUUCAAGGGUAUAAUUGUGCCCAUGGUCGAGGAGGGUUGCAGUUACAAGGAGGCUGCCAUCAUCGGCAACGUGCUGCGCCGAAUAUCGAUCCCCGUGUUGCACGCAUCCGCGUUCAUUCUGCGCCUGUGCCAGUGCCAGAAGUGGUUCGGAAGCAGCAGUUUCAUAAUGUCAAUUCUGCUGCAAAAGGGGUACAAUCUGCCUAAGAAGGUGGUCGAGGAAUGCGUUCGCUACUUUUGCAAGUUCGAGGGGUUCGAGGACCAGCUGCCCGUCAUCUGGCAUCAGUCACUCUUGACGCUGGUGACGAGCUACAAGCACUACUUCAGCACCGAGGACUACGCGCGUAUUCAGAAGCUAAUACGAGUUCACGCUCACGCGCAAAUCACGCCGGUGAUCAGUCACCUGUUAUCGUGCACUGUAAACGAAGUAGAAAUGUAG
Babesia bigemina is the source of this 1152-nucleotide messenger RNA. Its product is annotated as bystin family protein, putative. NCBI's taxonomy places the organism in Eukaryota, Apicomplexa, Aconoidasida, Piroplasmida, Babesiidae. Gene Ontology annotation, cellular component: cytoplasm; preribosome, small subunit precursor; nucleolus. Gene Ontology annotation, molecular function: snoRNA binding. The transcript has 6 exons. Gene Ontology annotation, biological process: rRNA processing. Bases 1 to 1152 code for a protein of 383 amino acids. The record is from RefSeq and is a predicted model, not a curated record.